CCAGAAGUUCCUAAGAAUACUGAGGCAUGGAGGAGAUGAUAUGGUGCAGAAAGACAGGAUAUUGGCCCAGCAUAGAUCCCUAUAGUCUACUAAGUGGCCAGCAGUUAACUCAGACAAAGAAAAAGAAUAUUUAUGUGAGAAAAACAGAUACGAAUCAAUUUGUGAAGAUACUAAGUUUCUCAGAUGAAAUGUUAAGAAGAGACACCGAUUGUUCAGAGGACCAACUAGAGAACUGCCCCUUAGAUUGAUGGACUGAGAGGACAUGUCUGAAGACAGAGCAACGAUUGAGAUAUUACCUGAGGAUUGGUCUAGCCCCUGAGCAUCAGCAAUCAUGAGUCUGGGAAUCAUGGAAGAAGAAGACCUGGCGGAGUACUUCCGCCUGCAGUAUGGGGAACGGCUGCUGGAGUUGCUAAUGAAGUUCCCAUCAACAGAGGAGCAGUCACCAUCUCCAUCCAUCCGGCUCCUAGAGAAAAAGAAAGAGGCCAAAGUGAUGCAUCAAGCCAUGGAGGAAAAAAAGGAGACAUUUAAAAGGAGAAUGGAGGCCCUGAAUCUGCGCUGGGAGGAACUUGGGGCCAAGGAGGCACAGCUAAAGGCUCAUAUAAAGAAGUUUGAACAGUUUAUACAGGAAAAUGAUCAGAAAAGAAUUCGAGCUCUGAAGAAGGCCAGCAAAGAGAGAGAACUGAAGAGACUUCGGGUGAAGGAACUGGCUAGGGCUAAGCAAGAGAUGGCUGCCCUGAGACAGGAGCAUCAGAGGAUCAGUGCCAAAUUGCAGGACUACUCUAUAUUCCAAAAGUACUUGGAGAAGGUGGUAGAGAACUCUGAGUUUGAAGAGAUCCAUGAGGUUAUUGGACGCUACAAGACACUGGUGAGCAUGCACCAUGACCUGAUGCAGUCAGCCCAAGAGGGACAGGAGAAGAUUGACAAGGCUAAGGCCCGGCUUACCCACUACGUGGAAGAAAAGGAUGAUGAGGUCCUACAGCAUAACAAUGAGCUUGCCAGGUUGCAGAUGCGGUAUGACCGUGCCCGGAGUGAUGUCAUCAUUUGGGAAUCUCGAUGGGCACACAUCCAGAAUACGGCUGCCAAAAAAACCCUCCUGUUGGGCACUAUCAAGAUGGCAACUCUGAACCUCUUCCAAAUUGUGAGCAAGCAGCUGAAGGAGACCACCACACAAGUGGCCGUGGAGGAUACCCACAAACAGCUGGACCUGAUCCAGGAGUUCAUCCAAGACCUGUCAGAUAUCUGGGCAGAGGUGAAGAAGAAGGAGUCAGUACCAAACCCACCAGCCAUCUCAUAUAAGAUAUAGAAAAGGAAGCAAUAGUUCGCAGCUCUUCUGGGUCAGCAUACUCUAGUGCUUUCAGCAUUUCAAUGGUAACCCCACCUUUCCACUGAAUGAUAACCGUCCCUCCCUCAUACACCCACUAAAUGUGAUUCCAAGAGAUAUUAAAUUCUAAACUGACACAAUUUUCAUUUUUUCGUUGG
Phascolarctos cinereus (koala) is the source of this 1479-nucleotide messenger RNA. RefSeq names its product coiled-coil domain containing 42 (gene CCDC42). NCBI's taxonomy places the organism in Eukaryota, Metazoa, Chordata, Mammalia, Diprotodontia, Phascolarctidae. The record is from RefSeq and is a predicted model, not a curated record. Gene Ontology annotation, biological process: spermatid development.